This is a messenger RNA of Zeugodacus cucurbitae (melon fly), 4119 nucleotides long. RefSeq lists its product as uncharacterized. The record is from RefSeq and is a predicted model, not a curated record. Gene Ontology annotation, cellular component: Cul4-RING E3 ubiquitin ligase complex. Gene Ontology annotation, biological process: protein ubiquitination. Lineage: Eukaryota; Metazoa; Arthropoda; Insecta; Diptera; Tephritidae. Bases 361 to 3321 code for a protein of 986 amino acids. The transcript is spliced from 7 exons.
UUUUUAUUUUCACUUUAGUGCGUUUGACUGCGACGAUAGUAGAAAAUUUUAAUUUUAUGCAAAGUUAAAACGGAUACGGCGUCAGCAAAAACGUUGUAGUUUUAGGAAUUGUGCGGCGUAAGUUUUAACAGUGUAGUUUUCAAGUUGGCUGUGAUUGGAAAAUGGAAACGAAUUGCUGAAACUAAGCGAGCUGGUCUCGAUUAGAUCGACUGGUAAAAUACUAGUCAGGAGGAGAACGAGAAAGUGUAGACGAAAUUGUAAGUCUGUAUACGGUGUACGUAUCGUCGGUAGAAGUGGUUGCGGUGGUUUCUAUAAGAACUGCUGCAAACGUUUCGGCAGUAAGAUAACCAGUGGGUAGCGAUGGAAGCCGAUUUCAAUGCUUUCGCUGAAUCUUUAUCAGCAACAUCUGAUGAAGAAGAUGAUUUUUCUACAGCUGAAGAUAGUUCAGACGAUUCGGAUGGCGCUAGUAGUGGGCCAUGGCAGCAGCAAAUGAGCAAACAGUUGUGUGGCGCAAAAAAUACGAUUAAUACAAAUAACAAUCCUAAAAAUUUGGUGCAUAAAAUAUACAAUAGAGAGCGUACUGACAAUUUUGCGGGUAAAACUCGAACUGCUCAUGCCCCACAACGCGCUUUCGAUCAAGUGCCAAAUAGAUUAAGAUUUUGUCUCAAGGAUAUUGUGCCGAAAUGCUUCCUACAAGGUCACAUGUUUAUGGGUCUAAGCGCUUGUGGCCAAUUCCUCCUUAGCUAUAAAGUAUGCUGCAAUGACAAUAUGAUGACCAACCACUAUUCCUUUGGUUAUGGCUAUAAAUAUACCUUGUACUUUUGGGUCUACCAACCGCACAAACCACUACGCAGUUUCUUCAAGUGCUGCCUUUUUGACGAUCAUGGUGUUGACAAUCUGAAGAAAGUAACGAUGACUCAGUGGAAGUGUUCCGAUCCUCGCAUACUCAUUGUACAUGGCGCAGCUGAAAAUGAGCAUGAGGAUUCAUAUAUAACCUAUGUUAAAGUUCCUAAACUCGGUUGUUUAGAUUGUAAGAAACUCCGAGACAAUGAGGAUAGUACAUACUUUCGUUGGCAUAUGCUGUGCUUAAAGUGCAACCUCACCAUACACACAAAGUAUUCUUCCUCAGAAUCCGAUCCAAAAUUCGAGCCACACAUAAACCUCAUAUGUCCCGAACGUGUUUUAAUUGUAUCCAAUGGUUUUAUGCAUAUGAUGCAUAUUGAAGUGUUGCCUGCCGUAAGCACAACCAAUACUCAGCCGCCACCACAACAACAGCACCAUUUGUUAUCAUCUAGUCGUAGUACGCCGUGCCAUGAAUCAUCAGCUAUGAGCACAUCGAGCAUGGAGCGCCGUCUGCUGCCGCUUACUGCCGACGAACAAGCCAGUUGUGAUAACCAUAAUAACGUUAUCGCACGUAUUAUUGCCGACUUUAGUGAUAUCGAAACGGAUUCAACGCAUUCCAGCGAAACACCGAUACGUGCUUCACAAAGUGAGGCGUCACUCACCUCACCGGGUUCGGCUGUGACAUUUAUUUCGCGUAAAACUUAUGAUGAAGUGAUUUUCACCUGCAGUGGCAGCGCCUCACCCAAUGCGGGUGCCGCUUCGAGCGGCAAUAAUGCGAGCAAUGGCAAUAAAAUGGUUGAAUCCACAGCCAGCGCCACAACGACAGGUCAUAAUAGCAGCCCUGGUGGCGGUAGCACAGCGCGUUUUAGUUUAAUUAAUCACCGCGGUCGGCGUCAUCAUCGUAUCGUUACAAAAUCCUUUCGCAAUGGCGUCACAACCAUCGAUCUGCAGACAACAACUCCCAACUCCACCGCGACUCCAGCUUCGGCUACAAUGGCUGAUCGGCUGAACGCUUAUGAAUUUACCGAGGAUAAUGAGAAGUGUGAGAAGAUCUCUACGCUGCGCAAGCGUCGCCUAGCCGAUAAGAAAUAUGAAUUUUCCGAAGACAACUCUGAGAAUAUUGUGCCGUUUACGAAAAUACGUUCGGCCAGCAAAAAUCUCACCAUGUCGCAUUACACCACCUCGUAUGGCAGCAAUAGCGCGCGUACGUUGCACCGUUCGGCCACUGCAACCGCCGCUGCCACCGGUUCACAUCAUUUCUACAAUUCGCCAUGCGCAUCGCCAUCAUCAUCGCCCCGUCCAUCGCACGCAUCGCCAUCGAAUUGCAACGAUGCGCGUCACUGCACACCACCGCCCAUGCAUCGCGCUUCGCCCAUAACUUCGCUGCAGCAAGGCUUUCGCUCGCCGCCCUGCAGUUCACCCGUUGCUGGCGGACACAUACGUUCACCCAGCCGUCACGUGACGCCAGCACACAUUUACGGCUCCAUCUCGCCACCGCAAACCAUUUCCACAGCCACACAGCAAAUGUUGAGCUUUAAGCCAUUGGGCACGCUAUCGCCUCUACAAGUGUCGCUGGCCAAGCGUCAUUUGGAUUUGAGCGGCGCCAUGUCACCGAAUGCCAAUGCGCCAUUCCUAUCGCCACGACGCGAAGAAAAUCGUGUGGUGGAGCUGCCAUUGCAGACAAACACCACGGCGGAGAAACCGCUGUGCACGAAAAAGUUCAAGCGACGCUUUGUGGAGGAAGAUGACGCCGCCUCGGUCAUAACCAGUGAAGAGGACGACUGCAUAUCCCCGGGCUACCACACUUCGCUGCCCGUUGAGGUGCAUGGCUCGUGCUAUUCGGAAAUGCAAAUGAUUUCUCAGGCCACUUACCAGCAACUCAAUUGUCCCAGUGUGGUGAUAACGCAACACUCUUUCGAUUUGGAGACCUUCACCUACUACACAAUAAGCGCUUUGUGCCAGAAGAACGAGAAGACCUACGAUGUAUUCUACGACUGGGCGUGUGAACUGAUAAAGGUUUGUCCGCUAAGCCAGACAAUCAUUUGCCUGUUGAUGGCACAGUUUUCGGCGCGCGAUCAGCUGCCAACCUCGCCCACAAAUUGCCUCAACUGCUCGUUGAAAUUGGACUGUGUUUAUCAUCGGCGGCAAUUUGAAUGUCGCAUACUCUUCACCUGGAACAUGGAGAACGGUGAGUGGGAGGUGUUGGACUAUGGUGAAUUGCACGAGUAUAAACAGUCUGACAUAUUGAGUCCGAUCAAACGUUGUGGCCGCAUACCGAUUACAUUGUCGCAGACAGCGAAAAAGCUGGCUAGCGAACUGACCGGCAGUCUGUGUAAAAUCGAACAAAACUAUGCGUGUAACCUGCGUGUGCUCGACUCGAAUAUAAAGAAGUCCAAAUUGAGUGUGGCCGAUCAUGAUAAUGCCAUUGAGUUGUGCUUGAAGCGACCACGCGGCAGCAAUGGCAAUGAUCAAGCUUAGCAAUAGCCAAUAAUAGAAGAACAACAAUAAUAAUUGCCAGUGUGUUGAAAAUAAAUACAAAUCUUUCUAGUAUACAAAAACAUACUUUGAGACUGAAUGCGCUGAUGUCAGCUAUGAAAAGUGCGCUAUGUAGUAGUGUGAGCGCGAAAUGCUCAAGUCACUUAGUUGCAAAUAUGUAGUUUCAAACGUAUCAAAAGACUAUAACUAAUUACAAGAUACUUGCUGUAAUUUUUUUUACUAUUAAUUAGACUAAUAGAUAUGAAUGAAUAUAUUUCAAUUUGAUUAGUGAUUUUGUGUUGCAUUAACUAGCGUUUGUUGGUAGUCAGCAACUUCCCAUUAUAAUUAAAACAAUUUUAGUUGCAAUCGCCUUUGUUGAUAUGUGUAAAUUCAAAAUAUACAUGCAUACAUAUAUAUACAUACUUGUGAAUUAAUUUUUGUUGCAUUUGUUGCAAAUUUCAGAAGAAACAAUUUGUGUCUUGAAGCACUUGUGAAUUAUUAAAUGUGUUUGUAUCAUUUUUAGUUUAUAAAAUCUAUGUUUGUUUUUAACAUAAGACAGCUCGAAAAUGCUGAUUUUCAAAAAAAAUAUCAUUUGUUUUUAUCAAAAAUUACACAUAAUACAUAAAUGUAUUGAACAUGUUUUUUUCCUAAUAAUAUCAACUAUUUUUGGAGAACUACCGAAUGAGUGAGACGAAAAACUAAGUUUAUUUCCUAUGAAAUGCAAUCCACUACUCCACAUAUUAUCUUUAUAAAUUAUCCAAUCAUAAAAUAAAAAUAAAUCAUAUUUGAAUUAUAAUCAAA